Molecule: messenger RNA, 1415 nt
Organism: Trametes versicolor FP-101664 SS1
Lineage: Eukaryota; Fungi; Basidiomycota; Agaricomycetes; Polyporales; Polyporaceae
Exons: 3
Coding region: 75-1364 (429 amino acids)
Molecular function (GO): actin binding
Source: RefSeq, a predicted model, not a curated record
CGAACAUCCGCGCUGCGGUCCACAUCUCACUCUUUUUGCACCAGGACACACGACACCCCUCGCAUCCAACGUAGAUGGCUUCAUCGGACCUGCUCAAGCAGAUCCAGGCUGGCAAGAAACUCAAAAAGGCCGAAACAAUCGACCGCAGUGCGCCUAUAAUCGAGAAGCCCAAGGGGGCCGGGGGUGGCGGUAGAGGUGGCAUGGGAGCCCCUGCGAUGGGCCCCUCGUCCUCUGGAGGCGGAGGUCCUCCACAGCUCGCGGGGCUGUUUGCGGGUGGGAUGCCCAAGCUAAAGCCGGCUGGGUCAAGCCAACUGGGUAAACCGCCUGCGCUAGGGAAACCACCCUCGAUACCCAAGCGCGAAACGUCCUCCACGCCUGCUGCCCCGCCCCCACCUCCACCCAACCGACCAUCGCCCGCCAAACCCCCCGCUGCACCGCCGGCGCCCCCACGAGCUGCUCCGAGCCUCCCAGUGCGAUCGUCCCCGAGUCUUCCAGCACGAGCUACACCGAGCCUCCCACCACGUGCUGCGCCGACUCUUCCAUCGCGCCCUCCCUCGACAUUCAACAGCGCACCGGCUCCUCCACCACGCAAAGUCCCGCCCCCGCCUCGCGCGGCCUCCCCACCAGCGCCGCCGGCUAUACCCCCUCGCACGUCCUCGCCAGCAAGUCGCGGAGGCAGGCCGGAGACACCUCCACGGCCAUCGUCAGCGCUGCCACACCGCAAGGUCCCUCAACCUCCAGGUGCAGGCGGGCGUGCGCCACCACCACCUCCACCGCGUCCCUCUUCUCUAGCCGUGCAUAACAGCGAAAGUAGCGCCGCGUCUCACGGGCGCCCAGUGCCACCACCACCUCCAGCACGCAGGAGCACACAGGCACCUCCUCCGCCUCCUCCUGUCCGGCAGCGGGUACAGUCUGAGACGGCUGCAGUCCCCGCAGCUCCGCCUCCGCCUCCUGCCAGGCACGCCCCUCCUCCCGUUGCUGCUCCGCCACCGCCGCCGCCGCCAUCGGCCCCGCCUGCUCCUCCACCCUCAGCACCUCCAGCGCGCCAUAGUGCAGCACCGAGCGCACCACCCCCGCCUCCGCCGCCUAGCGCACCUCCUCCGGUGCGCUCACGGACGUCGUCGGGGUCCAACUUGCGCCCGCCGUCUGCACCCCCGAGCAGAUUUGGAUCUGGAUUGGUGCCGAAGCUGAACGGGAAUGGAAACUCGGAGCAGCGCCGAAAGAUACCCACGCCCCCGCCUACCGUCGGGGCUCACACGUUCCCGGUGUCGGACUUCCCGCCGCCGCGGCCGUUCCAGACGAGCGUCAAGACGUACGCAGGGGGGCGGCAAAGGGGAUGCAACUUCGACCUUGGGUCUCUGUAGUGUGUACGACGGAGGACGGUGUCUGGAAAUGCCACGUAUGCUUCGACCGGU